Drosophila elegans is the source of this 4551-nucleotide messenger RNA. It is a transcript of the gene Pdk1, whose product is annotated as 3-phosphoinositide-dependent protein kinase 1. Gene Ontology annotation, molecular function: protein serine/threonine kinase activity; ATP binding. The record is from RefSeq and is a predicted model, not a curated record. The transcript has 6 exons. Gene Ontology annotation, biological process: intracellular signal transduction; peptidyl-serine phosphorylation. Bases 727 to 3291 code for a protein of 854 amino acids. Lineage: Eukaryota; Metazoa; Arthropoda; Insecta; Diptera; Drosophilidae.
CUUGCUUAUUGGAUUUCAAACCGGACGCUUCGUGCACGCGGCGCUCCACUCACGCACACGCACACACCCACACCGCGCUGGCAUUGAUAUACAUAUAUAAAUGUGUGUGUUGCGAUUAAAUAAUACUCCACAAAAGGCCAAACAAAUUACAUAAAAUCGGAAUCAAAAUAAGUGUCCUCCGUGUUGUGUUCAAAAUAUAUAACCAAUUGUUUUCAUUAGUCAAAUUAAAAUAGUAAAACGUAUAAAGCGUAAAAGUUCCUAUAAAAAAAAACAACGUCUCCGUUUCUUAAAAAUUUUCCUACUGCGUCGGAAUUAUUGUCUUGGUUAUUGUUAUUGUUGUUGUUUCUGGCGAAUUCCUGUAGAAUUUUUGUGUUUUGUUUCAACAAACAUAUACUAGUGAGAUUAUUAAUUUCUGCAAAGAAAAAACAAAAACGAGAGUGUGAAAAAUAAAAACGAGCAAAAAAUUAAUAUUUGAAACCCCACACACAUAUACACAAAGGCACGCGCAGAGCCGAAAAAAUACGCGCGCUUUAUAGAGUGUGUGUGUACGCUGGUUCUUCUUCUUCCUGCGUGUGCCCAUUGGAAUUUGUACCCCAAAUCGCAAUUACAACAUACACAAACAGAGAGCGGCCCUAUUUGCCAUCCUGUUCUUUCUCACCCGCCUAGUAUACGCAGCCAGGAGAGUGGAAGAGAGAGAGAGAGAGAGAGAUAGUUUUGUAAUCGUCGAUGCCACAACGCGUAAACAUUAACGGUACACAGCAACAGCUCCAAUCGCCAAGUAGCGGCGCCAGCGGAAUCGCAGCGGCCGCAGUCGUCUCGGUAGCAGCCGCCUCGAGCAGCAGCAGCACAACAGAUUGCAGCGACCACUGCAGCAGUAAUAGCGUCGAGCAGCAGCAGCAGUUCAACAUUGCUGCCACUACAGCAACAUCGGCGACAGCGGCAACAAUGCCGGCUAUGGCCAAGGAGAAAGCCUCAGCACCUGUGUCCUUGGGCGAGCCUAAUUUCGGGGAUCUCAACCUGAAGGAACUGGCCGUGGUCGUCGGAGCCAUGGCGACAUCAGCGGCGGCAACGAGACUGCACCAGCAACAGCAACACACGUGCGGCUGUGGAGCGGCAGUCACUGAGAAUAACAACAACAGUCGCUACGGCAGCAGCAACAAGUAUCUGACAAAUGGUCACACUUCGCCUUUGGCGGCAGCGGUUGCCAGCAACAGUUCGUCGGUGGCCAUAACGCCGCAGUGCAGCAAGUUGUGCUGUCUGCAGCAGUAUCAGAACGGCUUGUCCGAACUGAGGCAGCAGAACAGUUCUCUACAGUUGUUGGGCAUGUUGCAGCAGCAGCAGGCGCAACAGCAACAGCAGCUAAAACAGCAGCAACAGCAGCAACAACAGCAGCAACAACAGCAGCAACAACAGCAACAACAACAGCAACAACAACAACAGCAGCAACAACAGCAGCAGCAACAGCCGCAACAGGCGCCUAGAAGGUCGCCAAACGAUUUCAUUUUUGGUCGGUACAUUGGCGAGGGAAGUUUCAGCAUAGUAUAUCUGGCGGUGGAUAUUCACUCGCGCCGCGAGUAUGCAAUCAAAGUAUGCGAAAAACGGCUGAUCCUGCGUGAAGGGAAGCAGGACUACAUCAAGCGGGAACGCGAGGUUAUGCACCAGAUGACCAACGUUCCCGGCUUCGUAAACCUGUCGUGCACUUUCCAGGACCAGCGCUCCCUCUACUUUGUGAUGACGUACGCUCGCAAUGGCGACCUUCUGCCGUACAUCAACCGCGUGGGCAGCUUCGACGUGGCCUGCACGCGCCACUACGCAGCCGAACUGCUGCUGGCUUGCGAGCAUAUGCACCGCCGCAACGUGGUGCACCGUGACCUCAAGCCGGAGAACAUCCUACUCGACGAGGACAUGCACACUCUGAUCGCCGACUUCGGUUCCGCGAAAGUAAUGACGCCCCACGAACGGGAGCUGGCCACGGAGCACUGCUCAGAGCAGCGGCGGAGCCACUCGGACGACGACGACGAGGACAGCGAUCGGCUGGACAACGAGGACGACGAGUACUAUGACCGGGACUCGGAGGAACUGGACGAUGGCGAGAGCUUCGAGGAGCAUCAGCAGCAGGAGGAGAUGGAUUCGCCGCGUCACCACCAGAGGCGGUACAACCGUCGCCGUAAGAACAGCUUCGUGGGCACCGCCCAGUAUGUAUCACCGGAGGUUCUCCAGAACGGACCUAUAACCCCGGCGGCUGACCUGUGGGCGCUGGGCUGUAUCGUUUACCAAAUGAUCUCUGGCCUUCCGCCGUUCCGCGGCAGCAACGACUAUGUCAUCUUUAAGGAAAUCCUUGACUGCGCCGUGGAUUUCCCGCAGGGCUUUGACAAGGAUGCGGAGGAUCUGGUACGCAAGCUCCUUCAGAUUGACCCGCGCGACCGUCUGGGUGCUCAGGACGAGUUCGGCUACUAUGAGAGCAUCCGGGCGCACCCCUUCUUUGCCGGCAUCGACUGGCAGACGCUGCGCCAGCAGACCCCGCCCCCCAUCUACCCGUACCUACCGGGCGUGAGCCAGGAUGAGGACUUCCGUUCCAGUUACAGCGUGCCCGGGGACUUGGAGCCGGGCCUCGAUGAGCGGCAAAUAUCGCGACUUCUCAGCGCGGAACUGGGCGUGGGCAGCAGUGUGGCCAUGCCCGCCAAGCGAUCGACCGCAAAGAACUCCUUUGACCUGAGUGAUGCCGAGAAGCUACAGCGCCUCGAGCAGCAGAAGACUGACAAGUGGCACGUGUUCGCCGACGGCGAGGUGAUCCUUAAGAAGGGAUUUGUGAACAAGCGCAAAGGUCUCUUCGCCCGCAAGCGAAUGCUUCUGCUGACCACCGGACCGCGACUUAUCUAUAUCGACCCUGUGCAGAUGAUCAAGAAGGGCGAGAUUCCAUGGAGCCCAGAGCUUCGUGCCGAGUACAAGAAUUUCAAGAUCUUCUUUGUUCACACGCCAAAUCGCACCUACUACCUGGACGAUCCCGAGGGCUACGCCAUCCACUGGUCGGAGGCCAUUGAGAAUAUGCGCAAGCUGUCCUACGGCGACUCCUCCUCCUCCACGUCCGCAUCUGCAGCGUCAUGCUCGAGCGGCAGCAGCAAUAGCUUAGCGGUCACCUCUAAUUCCUCCGCAGCCUCCUCCAGUAGUUCACCCACGGCGCGACGCAGUUCGCCCGUGAACGCUCCCCAGCCAUCUACGGCGUCCGACACCAGAACAUUGGGCAGCAGCAGAACAGGAACGUCCCCUAGAAAGAAGACGGCGUCCAAGUGAACGGAAACCAAGUUGUAGCAAUGUGAAAUUAAAUUAUAAUUUAGUAGAAAAUUCAGUGCAAAAGAAGCGAUGGUGGCGAUGGAGAAGCGCGAGGGUAUAGAAGUAAGCAUGGCAGUAGGCAUAGGUGAUAAAGAGGAACUAAUGAUCGUGUCUCUAGUGCUAAUUAGAACCCAAUUUCUGUUUUUCGUUUUAUAUUGUGCUUAGGGUGGAGAAUAGUACUUUAAUAUAAACUAAUCUAAAGUUAAAUACAUCAGUAACGGCUAAGUAAAUUCAAUUUGAAACUUAAAUUAAAUAUUUAUAUACAACACAUGAAUACACAUAUAUUCGUAUUUACCGCGUAGUUAGUCACAAUUUAAAUAAAUUAUCGAACUUGGGUAAGAUCGAGAUGCAGAUCAGAUCGAUGGAGGUGAGAAAGCCGUAUUUAAUUUUUGAAUUACUAGAAAAAUGUGUGAAAACUGUAUAUAUGAUAUGGAGAAGUGGGAUUUGUAUUUCUGUGUUAUGGUGGCAAAACAAAUAUCGCGUAGAUGUUAUGUAAAUUUUGUAAACAAAUGUAACUAUGUAAAGAACUAUAUAAGCUAUAUCUGCGCACGGCAAAAAGAGCCUAAGACCGGAGGUAAGGUGCCCGAAAACCAUCAAUGCAACAUCUACGAGCAUCGAUGUUUUUCCAGCUCCUCCGCCCAGCUUUCUAGUUAAUUCUAAUCUAAUGAACUACGCUAAUUGUCAUUACUUAUCAUUGUCAUUAUGCUUUUCGUUUACCUAUUUGCCCUAUGAAGAAAUGUAUAAGACUUGAGCUACUCUAAUUGCAACCCUAUUGAAAGAACGAAUUUCAAAUUUAAUUUAAUUUUUAUUUAGUAAGAGCCGCCACUAGAAACUCAUACCCCGGCUGGCUUUCCAAUACGGCCGGUGGUUAACAGACCCAAGUUUGCAAGAAAUCGCGGUCAUUUGUCGAUACCCGUUUCCAAUUGAGUGUGUAAAACAAGUCUUAUACAGUGUAAUGUGUAAUAGAUUUAAGACAGACUGGAGAAAAGUUUCUAAAACUCGCGCGUAUUAGUUAAAUUUUGUAAUCGCCCAUCCCCUCCCAUCCCUAGACUUAAGAUAUAGAGAAUAAGAGACGAGCAGAGGUGUAGAGUAAGGACCGAAGUUGAAAGAAAGCAAAAAAUACAUUUUGUACAUACAUAUCGCCUUUGGGCGUGGCAGCGAUUAGCAGCCUCGGCAGUCGAUAUAAAUAUAAACCUAAUUUAAUUUGUUUGUAACUCCUAA